UGCAAGAAGUGUUUCACAUCAUUCGAUGACAGGCGGCAUAAAUACAAGUUGAGCGGACGGGAGGCGUUAACUCAGCAUAAGCUUAUAUGCGGUGCACAUAAGCCAAUAUUACCGGUGAUGCCGAAAGAAGGCGAGUGUCUGCGAUUUGAAGCAUGGAGAAACACUCAGAGACAUCCUAUAGUAAUAUAUGCGGAUUUUGAGACACUGCUAGUUAAGACGGACGAGGUGAAGGGAAAAAAUACGAAGAUUGUUCACAAACAUGAGGCUAUGAGCUAUGGUCUCAUUGUGAAGGCGAGCAAUAACGUACCGGCAGAGCUAUUAGCGAGACACGAGAUACCAACGGAACCAAUAUUAUAUCGAGGAAGUGAGAGUCGGCGUGAUGUGGCGAGACAUUUUGUCGAAACCGUGUCUGAAAUAGCAUUAAAGAAAGAGAAAUUAUUGAAGACGAAUAUUCCGAUAAAUAUGUCCGCAGACGACAUACAAGUUCAUGAAGCAGCGACGCACUGCAAUCUAUGCAAAAUUGAGUUUACCCCACCUUCAGAGGUACUAUAUCGUAAGACAGCUGACCAUUGCCAUCUCACAGGAAAAUACCGUCAAGCUCUCUGCAAUGUAUGCAACCAAAAACUACAAACACCCGUUUUUGUACCAUGCUACUUCCAUAACUUGUACAACUAUGACGCACAUCUGAUAGUCACAGAACUUAGUUAUGACACCCAGACUAUUAGAGUGAUACCCAACAGUGAGGAAAAAUAUAUUUCGUUUACGAAAUAUGUGUCAAGUAAAUUCCAAAUCCGUUUCAUAGACACUUUUAGAUUCAUGGUAUCAGGAUUAUCAACUCUAGCUAAAAAUCUUGUAACACCAGGUCUUGAGAACUUUCGUGAAACAGCUAAAGUGUUUACUGGAGACGAUAUGCCACUUGUAACUCGUAAGGGGGUGUACCCGUAUGAGUACACGGAUAGUUGGAGCAGGUUGGACGAGACGAGUUUACCGAGCAAGAGAAGUUUUUAUAGCACGUUAAACGAGUCGGUAAUAAAGGAGGAGGAAUACACGCAUGCAAAGGAGGUCUGGGACCACUUCGGUUGCAAGACGCUGGGCGAGUAUUCGGACUUAUAUUUGAAAAUCGACGUGUUGCUGCUUGCGGACGUCUUUGAAAAUUUUCGUGAUGUGUGCAUAAAGACAUAAAACCCGGACGCCGCCCACUAUUUCACUGCACCCGGCUUAAGUUUUGACGCGAUGCUGAAGUUCACAGGACAGAAACUUGAAAUGUUAUCGGAUUAUGACAUGCUGUUAAUGUUCGAGAAUGGUCAGUAUAUUAUUUUUAAAAAAUGUACAUAUGAUAAUAAUCUUAUUUGUAUAGGUAUACGUGGCGGCUUGGUACAAGCGAGUAAGAGGUACGCGAAGGCGAAUAACAUGAAGACCCCGGGAUAUGACGAAACGAAGGAGAAAUCAUGGAUUGUAUAUCAGGACUGUGACAACUUGUACGGAUGGGCAAUGUCCCAAUGCAUGCCUUAUGCUGGGUUCAACUGGGUUGAACCCACAUUGAAUGGAUUGGAUGAUCUGGACGAUACCUCCCCCAUAGGGCGAGUAUACGAAGUUGAUGUAUCAUACCCGAGAAAUUUGCACGAUCAUCAUAAUGAUCUCCCUUUCCUACCUCAGAACAGCGUGCCGCUAGGGCCAAAGGUGAAAAAAUUGAUGGCGACGUUCGAAAAGAAGAAAAAUUAUAUAAUACAUUAUAGGAGCCUGCAACAAGCGAUUAAGAAUGGCUUAAUAGUUGAAAAAGUACAUAGGGUUAUACAGUUUAGCCAGUCGGACUGGUUAGCUAAAUACAUAGAGCUAAACACAGAGAUGCGGAAGAAGGCAAGGAAUGAUUUCGAGAAAGACUUCUUUAAACUCAUGAACAACGCUGUAUUUGGUAAAACAAUGCAGUCAAAACUUAAAGAGAUGAAGAUGGAGCUAGUGUCAUGUGCUAGAAGGUUACAGAAGUUAAUAAAUAAGUGUACGUUUAAACACUGCACUAAUUACAAUGAGAAUCUGAACGCUGUUACUCUGGAGAACAAAAUUAUUAAAUUUGACAAACCUAUAUAUAUUGGAUUCGCUGUGCUGGACAUAUCUAAAACCAAAAUGUAUGACUAUCAUUACAACGUUAUGAAGAAACAUUAUAAAGAUAAAAUCAAGCUAAUGUACACUGACACAGUGUAUCAUAUCAAUACCGAUGAUUUCUACAAAGACUUGAUUGAGAAUACCAACUUGAUGGAUAGAUUAGACACGGCGGACUUGCCUCCUAUCCAUCCGUGCUACACUACAGCUAGGAAGAAGGUGCCCGGGUUUUUCUCUGAUGAAGCAAAAGGACAUAUAAUGACAGAGUUUUGUGCACUACGUGCAAAAUCAUACGCGUACAACACAUAUACAGGAGAAGAGGAUGUGGUGAGAGAGCAGAUCAAGGCGAAAGGUGUAAGACAGCAUGUGGUUAAAAAUCAUAUGACGUUGGAGGAUCUUGUUAAGUGUUUGUUUGGAGAAGCUGGCGUGGAGGCGUAUAAGGAGAAUGUAUCUAUUCGCUCAUUCAAACACAAGUUGAUGACGAUAAAAACGAGAAAGCUAACUUACAACAGUUAUGACGAUAAGAGAGUGGUAUUGGACGAUAAAAUCCAUACCUUGGCUCACGGACAUUAUGGUUUAGGGGAUGAUGACGACGAACAGAUUAAUGAUUGGUUAGAUCAUGAGACAGAUGCUGGUGACCUUGAAUCUAAUGAAUGAGAUUACUUCUAAAUAAUUAAAUACUAUGUAUAUUUUUAUUGUAAAUACCAUGUAUAUAUUUUUUGUUAUUGUAAAUACCACUCGAAUAAUUUGUAUAUUUUGUUAUCUAUAACCUUGA
This is a messenger RNA of Aphis gossypii (cotton aphid), 2872 nucleotides long. RefSeq lists its product as uncharacterized. The record is from RefSeq and is a predicted model, not a curated record. Lineage: Eukaryota; Metazoa; Arthropoda; Insecta; Hemiptera; Aphididae. The coding region runs from base 1234 to 2754 and encodes 506 amino acids. The transcript is spliced from 7 exons.